Molecule: messenger RNA, 1041 nt
Organism: Moneuplotes crassus
Lineage: Eukaryota; Ciliophora; Spirotrichea; Euplotida; Euplotidae
Source: the annotation of a GenBank genome assembly
AUGGAAGAAGCUUCAUCUAAGCCCAUUUUCUUUGCUCUUGGCAACACAUUUAUAGAUUGUUAUGCCAGUUUUGAAACUAAAGACAUCUUGGAAAAAUACGGAAUCACCUUUGGAGCUCCAGGAGAUGUUUCUGAAGACCAGCUUCCUGUAUUUAAAGAUUUAGAAGCAGCUCCUGAUUAUAUGGAAAUGCCUGGAGGCUCUGCUAUAAAUACGAUCAGAGCUAUCAAUUUCAUGAUGAAAAAGCACUUGGAUAAAACAAACUCUGUUCUUUACUUUGGAACUAUCGGUAAAGAUGAAGAAGCAGGUAGAAUAAAAGGAUUACUUGAUGAAGAAGGAAUCCAAUACAAGUUCAACGAGCAGAAGGAUAAAUUCACAGGCAGAUGUGCUGUCAUGGUCAUCGAGGGCGAAAGAACCCCGAUUUCUAACUGAGGGGUUAAUAACUUCUAUCAAACUCAACAUUUUAGAGACAAUAUGCAUCUUUUGUCAGAAUCCGACGUCUUUUACGUCGAAGGUUUCUUCGUAUCCAGUAAUUAUGAAGCUAUAACUCUGGCUUAUAAGUAUGCUGAAGAGAAUGAGAAGGUAUUCACAUUCAACCUCUGAGGAGAGCACUGGAUCGAGAACUGGACUGACAAGUUUAUUGAAAUCCUACCUUACUGCGACAUGCUCUUCGGUAACUACAAUGAGUUCAAGACACUUGCUACACUUAUGGGGAUUACUUAUGAAACUAAGGAGGAAAUGCUGAACAAAAUUUCCAGCUACAAAAAGAAUAAAGAGAACAAAAGAGUUGUACUAAUGUCCAUGGAUAAGGAAGGUGCUCUCCUGGAUGAGUAUGACUUUGAAAAAGAUACUCAUCUUCAGGUAUUUGAGGAAAGUGAGCUAUUGACAAAGGAGCAGGUUGUUGAUACUUGUUGUGCUGGAGAUACCUUUAUCGGUGGCUUCUUUUAUGGCCACCUUAAUGGACAAUCUUACAAAGACUCUAUUAGACAUGGACAUAAGGUUGCUGCCAAGGUGAUUCAGAAAAUGGGGUGAUAUUUUGAAUAA